Messenger RNA from Xiphophorus couchianus (Monterrey platyfish), 3426 nucleotides. Its product is annotated as segment polarity protein dishevelled homolog DVL-3-like. Gene Ontology annotation, molecular function: frizzled binding. The record is from RefSeq and is a predicted model, not a curated record. Lineage: Eukaryota; Metazoa; Chordata; Actinopteri; Cyprinodontiformes; Poeciliidae. The transcript is spliced from 15 exons. Gene Ontology annotation, biological process: canonical Wnt signaling pathway; intracellular signal transduction. Bases 462 to 2522 code for a protein of 686 amino acids. Gene Ontology annotation, cellular component: cytosol.
UUCUUUUUUUUUUUUUUUUUACUCUUUCAUGUGCAACAAAGUACCGAGCUCGACAGUUACGAAGAAGGGAAAGCCACCCUUUUUGAGAAUCUUUAUUUUGCUUCAGUUUUAUAGCUGAUUUUCCACAUCUCCCCCAAACCUUUCUGCAACAUAUCAGGGAUUUAACUGAACCUGAACCAAUCGUUGUUCGGUUUUUGGGUCAGUGUUGGGACGCUUUGUGGAGGAGCAAGUUUUUUCCCCCCUUUCUUUCCAGUGCUUAGUCGUUUUGUUGAGCUGCCACUGGGGGGAAAAAAACCGAACCAGGACUAAAAGCGGCGAGUUGACGAACCAGAAAUACACCGGAGAACCGCGGCCCCAGCCGCCGCCGCCAACGCAACGGGGAGUCGGGGCCCGAGAGGGAGCCUGCCAGGCCCUCGGCUUGAUGCACUCAGCCUGCCUUGCUGCCACAGCCACAGUCCGGGAUGGGGGAAACCAAAAUCAUCUACCACCUCGACGACCAGGAGACACCGUACCUUGUGAAGCUUCCCGUGCCUGCGGACAAAGUCACGCUAGCGGACUUCAAAAAUGUCCUGAAGAAGCCAAACUACAAGUUCUUCUUCAAAUCUAUGGACGAUGACUUCGGAGUGGUAAAGGAGGAGAUUUCUGACGACAACGCUAGGCUGCCCUGCUUUAAUGGAAGAGUGGUGUCAUGGUUGGUGUCAGGAGAUGGAGCUCACACGGACGGAGGCUCGGUGGCCGACAGUUUAGAGCAGACGCCCCCUUUGGAGAGAACCGGGGGAAUUGGAGACUCGAGACCACCUUCCUACCAUGGGAAAGCAGCUAGCGGGCGGGACAGCUUGGACAAUGACACAGAAACCGGCUCCAUUGUGUCGCAAAGGAGAGACAGAGACAGGGAGAGGCCGAGACGGAAACACACAAACGACCAUGGUGGGAGGCAGAACGGGUAUUCAUCACGAACGAUGGGACGCGGAGCAGCCGACUACGACAGCUGUUCAUCCUUCAUGAGCAGCGAGCUGGAGUCUACUUCCUGCUUCGAUUCAGAGGACGAUGACGCAACCAGCAGGUUUAGUAGCUCCACUGAGCAGAGCUCAUCUAGAUUAAUGAGACGACAUCGCCGUCGCCGACGGAAACCAAAGGCCUCCAAUAUAGACAGGUCUUCAUCAUUCAGCAGCAUCACAGAUUCCACCAUGUCUCUGAACAUUAUCACCGUAACUCUUAACAUGGAGAAGUACAACUUCUUGGGCAUCAGUAUUGUGGGUCAGAGUAAUGAGAGGGGAGACGGAGGGAUCUACAUCGGUUCUAUCAUGAAGGGAGGAGCUGUGGCCGCAGAUGGACGGAUAGAGCCAGGGGACAUGCUCUUGCAGGUGAAUGACAUAAACUUUGAGAAUAUGAGCAACGACGACGCAGUCCGGGUGCUGAGGGAUAUCGUGCACAAACCAGGCCCCAUUACUCUGACUGUUGCAAAGUGCUGGGACCCGAACCCUCGAAGCUGUUUUGCCCUCCCCAGGAGUGAGCCCAUCCGGCCCAUUGACCCAGCUGCAUGGGUGUCCCACACAGCCGCCAUGACCGGGGUUUACCCUCCGUAUGGCAUGAGCCCUUCCAUGAGCACCGUGACCUCCACCAGCUCCUCCAUCAGCAGCUCCAUUCCCGAGACAGAAAGAUUUGAUGACUUUCAUCUCUCGAUCCAUAGCGACAUGGCAACGGUUGCUAAGGCUAUGGCCUGUCCAGAGUCAGGUCUGGAGGUGCGGGACAGGAUGUGGCUGAAGAUAACAAUCGCCAACGCCUUUAUUGGGUCUGAUGUAGUGGACUGGCUCUUCCAUCAUGUGGAAGGGUUCUCGGAUCGUCGGGAAGCGCGGAAGUACGCCAGCAACCUGCUGAAAGCCGGCUACAUACGGCACACUGUUAAUAAGAUAACCUUUUCCGAACAGUGCUACUAUGUCUUCGGGGACCUUUGUGGCAAUAUGGCCCACCUCUCACUACAUGACCAAGACGGUUCCAGCGGAGGCGCUUCGGACCAGGACACAGUCCCUCCUCUGCCCCACCCAGGUGCUGCUCCCUGGCCAAUGCCUCUACCUUAUCAGUUUCCCAUUCCGCAUCCUUACGACCUGCCGCAGCCUUUCCACGGGGGGCCGGCAGCUGGGAGCGCUGGGAGCCAGCACAGUGGAAGCAGCGGCUCUAACUGCAGCAAGCACGAGGGUCGGAAGUCCGGCGGCAGUGGCAGCGAGUCCGAGAUCAGGAGCCACAGAGCUCCUAGCGAGCGCUCAGUAGCUCCCCCUAGUGAGCGCAGCAUCCGUAGCUCUGUCAGCCACCGCAGUGCCAUCUCACACUCUAUAGUCUACGGGCCCGGCCUCGUCUACGGCCCCCCCGGGCUGCCUCCCCAGCCCACUCAUCUGUCCACCGCUGCACCUGGCGCUCCGCAAGGCAGAGAGCUGACGUCGGUGCCUCCUGAGCUGACCGCUUCUCGCCAGUCCCUGCGUAUGGCGGUUGGCAACGCCGGAGAGUUCUUUGUUGACGUGAUGUGACAAUGUGUUGGAGUUGGUAAUAAAGUAGCGGGUUGGAUGUUCCUAUGUCCUCCUCCUCCUUUCGGGUGAGGAGGACAUCAUGACAUGUCAACGGAGGCAGGAGAGAUCACAAAAGCUGUAACUCAAAGUCUUGAUAACUUUUCCAAAAGCAUAAAACCAACCCAGUUUUGCAUGCUGAUUAAAAAAAAAAUGUCUUCAUCACUUGUGCUUUUCUCCCAAGUAGUAAUGUCCAUACUUUCUUCAGUGAAGAAACACCCUAAGCUCAAGAUGGAACCAAAGUGUCUUUCUCAGGGGGGGAAAGUUUGUUUAAGGACAAAGCCGGAGUGGGAGGGAUCUGGCGGAAACACUUAACUGGGAAGAUGACUCGGCUCAAAUUCACAUGGAUGGCUUUUAUUUGUGCUGCUAUUCCCACCUCUGCUCUGCUUUCCUUAUCUAACUCUUCAGCCCUCUUCUCUCUCCUAUCCUUGUCAGGAAAAAAAGGAGGAUGAAGCACUUUUCCUCUGUUCUUAUAGUCCCCACUCUGACCUCUAACAAGGAAAUAAAUCUGAAGAACACUAAACCUUAACCUGGAUUCAAAUGUUUAAAGUAUUUGCUUGGCAUAAGAGAGAAGGAUAGAAAGAAAUGAGAAAUUUUGUAUGUAGGAUUACAGUCGUUUUUACUGUAAUGUUGCAUUUGAUUUAUUGUGUACAUAGUUGGUCACAACUAGGUUCAUUUUGAAGCUUAACAGCAGCAUUGAACAUUAAGAGUCCUUUUUACACUACAAUGUUGCAUUUUAUCAGCUAACCGGAGAACUUUCAGUCUCAUGAUGAUGUAUAGUGGAAAAUUUCUUACCAUGCCUUUCACACUACUCUUUUAUCAAGGAAAAAAUGUCUUUUUAUUUAUAAAUAUAGUUUUAUGACAUAAA